GCGCUGAGCGUUCCUUACGACCGCACCCAGAGAAAGCGACGCGCGUCCACCUCGUGCCGGUGAGCACUCGACUGCCACACCCCGGAGUGCCUCCUCCUCGCGAACAUAAAAGGGGACCGAAGCCGCUCGGACCAGUGCCCGCCCAUCAUCCUCAACGCUCCGACCGCACCCGCCGCUUCUCUCGCGCAACACACCAGCCCUACCUCACAUCCGCUCAUCAUGUUCACCGUCCUCAUCACCGGAGCAAACGCGGGCAUAGGCCUCGCCGUCGCCGCACAGCUCGUGGCGCGCGACGACACGCACGUCAUCGUCGCGGCGCGCUCGAGCGAAAAGGCCCAGGGCGCCGUCAAGGAGCUCAGCGCCAAGGCGGCGUCUUCCUCCAAGCUCACGCCCGUCGUGCUCGACCUCGACGACGAGGCGAGCGGCGCGGCGCUGCGCAAGGAGCUCGAGCAGCAGGGCAUCAAGCUCAACGUGCUCGUCAACAACGCCGCCAUUGCGUUCGACGACGACGAGGUGGACAAGCGCGGCCUGCGCGCCGUGAUGCGCGACACGUUCGAGACGAACGUGUUCGGCACGGCCCACCUCACCGAGACGCUCGAGCCGCUGCUGGAGCGCGGCAGCGUGCGCCCGGCCAUCGUCAACGUCUCGAGCGAGCUGGGCAGCUUUGCCCUCACACCCACAUUUCCGCCCGAGCUGCACACGAUGUGGCUGUCGUACAAGAUGAGCAAGACGGCGCUCAACGUCCUCACAACGCACUACACGGCGCUGUACAAGGACGUGCGCGUCGUCGCCGCCACGCCUGGCUACUGCGCCACGAAGCUGAACAACUUCAGCGGCACCAACACGCCCGAGUCGGGCGCCGAGAUCAUCGUGCGCGCCAUUGUCGACACCGACGGCAAGACGGGCAUCUUCACCGGCGGACCCGGCGAGUACCCUUGGUGAAGUGCCCGGGCACUGGCCGGCGCCUUCUGACCGGGCU
This is a messenger RNA of Tilletiopsis washingtonensis, 979 nucleotides long. RefSeq names its product putative keto acyl reductase. The record is from RefSeq and is a predicted model, not a curated record. NCBI's taxonomy places the organism in Eukaryota, Fungi, Basidiomycota, Exobasidiomycetes, Entylomatales. Bases 220 to 942 code for a protein of 240 amino acids. The transcript is spliced from 3 exons.